CACUCGAGGGACGGUUAGUGUGUGAUAUUGAUCAAGACAACGUGCAAAAAGUGGAAAUAUAUAUACAAAAGAACAGAAAAAUGAGUUCCUAAGAGUUAAACUGAGUGUACAUGUGUGUGCAGAGAGUAUAGCCAGAGACUUCUAUGUCUACUUACACAUGAACAGAAAUGAUCUUGAGGAAGUGUAGAAACGUAACUUAAUUUAAUGUAAUGUAACCUAACGACUGGACAUCAAGACAAAGUGUGGAAAUGGUGUUGAAAAUAAGGUGUACUUAGAAAAUACUGGACAUUGGACAUCAGGAAUUGAGAAUGCAUUUGUAAGGUUUAAGUGUUGAAAAGUGAACUGAAAAAAUAUAUUGGAUAAAAAUCUAAAUAUCUUUGUAUAUUAAACAUUUAAAAGUAGACUCAGAAUUGAACGCAAGAAUCGAAUAUUGUUCUCCUGGUGUAAAUGUUGAAAUAUUGCUCUCAGUAUUUCAAUAUAAUUUUGCAAGUGUUUAGUAUCAGAAAUAAAGUUUACACAUUGAGAAAAAGAAAUUGUACUCUGGAAUUAGAUACGGUUCUGUGAGUGUUAAGUGUUGAAGAAGCGUACUUUUAAGACUGGACACAAGAAUCUAAUAUGAUUUUGUAAAUGUUAGAAAGAAAAAUUGAACUUAAAGGAUUGGAGAGAGGAACUAAAUAUGAUGUAAAUGUUGCGUGUUGAAAAAGUGAACUGCAAAGAUUGGACGCAGGAAAUGAAUAUGUUUUGAUAAGUGUGGCGUGCUGGAGUGCUUUAGAGUGAGUGUGACGCGGGCAGUGAUGGCGGAAGGGCUCUAAGACAAGUACGGUGACGGGCGAAGGAAAGAGGGUGGCAGUGAGGCAGUGACGGGCAAGUGACGCCGCCUCACCUGUGUUGAGGGCAAGUGACGCCAUUGUUUCGUCAGCCCUCGAGGAUGACGCGGGUCACCCUGCUGCUCUACACCCUCACCCUCGGCGCCAAGGUGGUGGUGGUGGCGGGGGACGAGCAGGAGUACCGUCUCACUCGCUACCUCAUGGCCAACUAUGAUCCCUCCGUCAGGCCAGCCAGGGACUCCUCGCAGGCCCUCUCUGUGGUGUUCGGCGUGGCCCUGCAUAGUAUUAUCGACGUGGACGAGAAGAACCAGAUCCUCACCACGAACUGCUGGCUGACGCAGGUAUGGAAUGACGUGCACCUUACCUGGAACGCCUCUCAUUUUGGCGGCAUCCAGGUGAUCCGCGUCCCUUUCCAGCGUGUGUGGAAGCCAGACAUCAUUCUUUACAACAACGCGGACGCCCAGUACUCUGCCGCCACCAUCAACACUAACGUGAUAGUCACCUCGAGCGGGGAGGUGACGUGGCUGUCUCACGGCAUCUACAAAUCCUCUUGUGACAUGAACGUGGAGUUUUUCCCCUUCGACGUUCAGUCCUGCAAGAUGAUGUGGGCGUCCUGGACCUAUGACGGCUACCAGCUGGACCUCAUAAAGCAAAUGGACACAGGGGACAUGUCCAACUAUCAGUCCAAUGGGGAGUUUGACCUGGUGGAGUUUACGGCAGCCAAGAACAUCACCUACUAUUCGUGUUGCCCGGAGCCUUACCCGGACAUCACCUUCACCAUCAAGCUCAGGAGGCGCCCAAUGUUCUAUGUGUUCAACCUCAUCCUGCCCUGCGUGCUUAUCAAUGGCAUAGCCUUGUUGGUGUUCUACGUGCCGAGCGAAUCCGGAGAGAAGGUGACUCUGGGCAUCUCGGCACUGCUCUCCAUGACUGUCUUCCUCAUGACCAUCAGAGAGUCCCUGCCGCCCACCGAGAAGACCCCGCUCAUUAGUAUGUACUACGGGGUGUCCAUCUGCCUGGUGAGCUUCGCGUCGGGCCUGUCGGUGCUGACUCUCAACAUCCACCACCGAGGCGUGAGGGGGAUGGAGGUGCCGGGGUUGGUGCGGGUGGUGGUGCUUGGUUGGCUGUCCAAACUGGUGUUCCUGCACUUCGAGCCUCCCGUGGUGCUGCCCCAGGAGGAUAAGAACGUCCAUGUUAACGACCUUAGGCCAGAGCGAGGCGGAGGCAUCAAGCUCACUUCCCUUAGCCCAGACAAGCUGCACAUGACAGAGGUGGAGAGCGUGGAUCACUUCAGUGUGUCGCCUCGCUUCCAUCCACACCGCCUCUACGCACCACAGGCUCCCAACAACGACACUACCACCACCGCCUCUCCAACCACCGGCACCACCACCACCGCCACCACGCAGCUGCCCUCCCAAACUACUGACUUCGAGCAGCAGUUCAUGCGGGUACUGAACAAAGUGUACCAGACCAUUGAGAAGAAUGAGAUGCGUCUGGGCGAACAGGACCGGAAGGAGGCGACCCGUGUGGAGUGGCAGCAGGUGGCGCUGGUGUUCGACAGGUUCCUGCUGGCUUGCUUCCUGCUGUCCACGGUCAUUGCCACUACAACCAUCCUCUUCUCCUCCCCGCACGGCCCCUGACGCGUCUUGCUGGAGAAUUUUGGGCACUAUUCUCCUGACGCUCCCCAAGACUAGUAGCGAUUUGGGUUUUACGAGAAUAAGGAGGGAAGGGAAA
Molecule: messenger RNA, 2558 nt
Organism: Portunus trituberculatus (swimming crab)
Lineage: Eukaryota; Metazoa; Arthropoda; Malacostraca; Decapoda; Portunidae
Product: neuronal acetylcholine receptor subunit alpha-10-like
Exons: 10
Coding region: 929-2464 (511 amino acids)
Biological process (GO): regulation of membrane potential; monoatomic ion transmembrane transport; signal transduction
Cellular component (GO): neuron projection; postsynaptic membrane; synapse
Molecular function (GO): transmembrane signaling receptor activity; acetylcholine-gated monoatomic cation-selective channel activity
Source: RefSeq, a predicted model, not a curated record